Molecule: messenger RNA, 1317 nt
Organism: Synchytrium microbalum
Lineage: Eukaryota; Fungi; Chytridiomycota; Chytridiomycetes; Synchytriales; Synchytriaceae
Exons: 3
Coding region: 1-1317 (438 amino acids)
Biological process (GO): regulation of DNA-templated transcription
Molecular function (GO): sequence-specific DNA binding
Source: RefSeq, a predicted model, not a curated record
AUGUACCAGCAGCAGGGAGGCAGAUACAAUGCUUAUACUACUCAGGCAGGACUGCCGAACUUUGAAUCCGUCUUCUCUACGAGCAUGGGCAUGUCCCCAAAUCAAACGCAGACAUACAUCAACCCACAGCAGAGCUAUUCGCCUAUGCUAAGGAGAGAAGAAGCACCCCAACAGCCCAUUAUAAAUAACCCGUAUUCAUCCAUAUCUUCCUUAAUAACGCCAGACUCUCAUGGGGCUACAAUAGCAACAAACACAUAUCUAAAUCCAGCUCCUAACGUCUCUCAAAAUCGACCUGCAUCGGCACCCUCAGAUAUCUAUCAUCCUCGUCCUAUACACUACAGGCAACAAGGACCAGGCUCUGAACGAACGCCAUACAUCCCCCCACUCCAGCAACAAUAUAAUCCCAACGACCACGACCAUGCCGUUGAACAGCACUCUGACAAUGGAUCUGACGACGGCGAUAAUGAUGCUGGGGGUGACCAUAAUGCUAGUGGUGGGAAUGGAAACGAACCAGAUGGAUCUUCUGACGACUCGGUGUUGGCAGUCCGUGCAAAUCUGUCUCGUCAUGUCUCGUCGGUUAUAUCGCACUUUACGUCAAACAAGGAAGGAUAUCAGCGCUUGCUAACUGAAUUGGACGAUAUAUUGUAUGUCAUGAACCCUAAUGGAGUCAUCUUGUUUGCUGCUCCAUCUGUCACAAAGUAUUUGCAAAAGGAUGUUACAGAGUUGAUUGGUGCUAGUUUGAGUGAUCAUUUGCAUCCUGAUGAUAUUGGUACUGCUAAAAAACACUUGAAGAAUUGUGCUGAUACGAAGGGUGAAGUGCAAUUCUAUGCCCGCUUCACACGUAAAACAAACCAGCCACUGCUACUCGAAGUUCGAGCUCGACCGUAUAACGACCCAAACGGAAUAGUCCGUUUCAUCAUCGCAUCAGCACGAGAAUACAAGACUCGAGGCUCUGUAUCGAUUGAUUCCAUAGUCGAACUUCGUAUAGAAAACCUUCGAUUACGUCGAUUACUAGAACUAGCUGUACAUCAACAAGGAUUAGAUCCACGUGCUCAUCCGCUAUUAAAAGAUUUGGCGCUGGAACCUAGUCCAAAUCUGGAAGCUCCUGAAGCUGAUUUCGUGGAUGUUAAGCUUGGAGCUGCAAAUGAAACGAGGCAGGAAAGUCCUGGUGGAAGUAGUCUGAAGCGACCUGGUGAUAUACCAAUGAUCCAGAAUCCUUCCAAGAAGUCAAAGCCCACUCAGGAAUUAUUCUGUCGGCAAUGUGGUACUACUAGCUCGCCUGAAUGGAGGAAGGGACCAGAUGGACCGAAAACGUGA